UUCAGGGUCUUUGCUGGAUUUAGACACAAAUAACGAGAGCAUAUGAUGAAUCCGCACAGCACAGGGCUGAUAAUUGUGAGAUAUAAGGCGGGGUGGUAAGCCUCUUCAUAAUGCGAUCGAGUUUUCAUCACUCUUCGAAUAUCUCUUUAUACAUUUAAGAAUUCAGAUUCCUCAUCUUCACUGACCAUAUCCUCUCAUUCUUACCAUUUCAAAAUGCUCUACUCAUCGCAACUCAUCCUUCUGGCUACCACUCUUGGGCUCUCCGCAGCACGUGAAAUCCCCUCCAACGUUCAAGCGUUCUUCGACGCGAAUAUCAACGUAAAAUGUCCCAAUGCGCUUAGCAUCCCAUAUAACUCCGGCCAAGGAGAAUCCGACACCGUUUACUGCAAAGAUGAUGCAAGUGGAGCCAUCUAUCUGAAGGAUACUGGAAACGGAUAUGCGGACAUGGACAUCGAUUGCGAUGGCGUAAAUGCUAGCGAGGGCGCAUGCUCCAACGAUCCGACAGGCCAGAGCAUGACUGCUUUCCAAGACGACGUGCAGAAGUUUGGUAUCGAUGAUCUGGAUGCUCAUAUUCACACUUAUGUCGUUCUUGGGAAUGAUAACUCAGCGUCGGAAGGGAAUGGCGGCGAGAAGUUUAAUCCUACCGAUGCAGGGAUCCAGCCCCUUUCCGUGGUAGCAGUUGUUUGUGGGGGAAACAUGUUUUAUGGCGUCUGGGGCGACGUGAAUGGCGGUAUCUCAACAGGGGAAUCCUCCCUGGCCCUCGGCCAACUCUGCUUCCCAGAUGGCGGCAUCACCGGCGACAAUGGUCACUCUGAGCACGAUGUCUUAUACAUUGCAUUCGAGGGAGCUGAAGCUGUUCCCGGAGCUUCCGCGAAUUGGAAGGCGAACGAUAGCGCGGAGUUUGAGGAGAGCUUGGCGACUUUGGGUGAUCAGUUGGUUGCGAAGUUGGGUGGUGGUGAGGGAGCAAAGUUUAAGAGGAGUCGGAUCAUGAGGGGGAAACUUUGAGGGUGAAGUGUGGUUCACUAAGCCAAGAAUGUGCAGUUCUAUUCUUGGUUGUACUCACAAUCAGCGG
This is a messenger RNA of Lindgomyces ingoldianus, 1072 nucleotides long. Its product is annotated as putative chitosanase CSN1. Gene Ontology annotation, molecular function: chitosanase activity. The coding region runs from base 214 to 1005 and encodes 263 amino acids. NCBI's taxonomy places the organism in Eukaryota, Fungi, Ascomycota, Dothideomycetes, Pleosporales, Lindgomycetaceae. The record is from RefSeq and is a predicted model, not a curated record. The transcript has 2 exons.